Seminavis robusta is the source of this 441-nucleotide messenger RNA. Lineage: Eukaryota; Bacillariophyta; Bacillariophyceae; Naviculales; Naviculaceae. The record is from the annotation of a GenBank genome assembly.
AUGGCAUUCACCUGCCCCCAAGACGACCUGACACGGCUUAACUUUGGCCACCCAGACCACAACAACCUCAGCGACAGACAGUACUUUGCCUGGGCUCUCAGGACGGAGACCAAGAUCAGAUUUGGAAAGCUGGAAGCCCGACAUUCACCAGCAUCAGAAUACCAUUCAACCACUUUGAAGUCGGACUUUCUGAUUGAUGUCUACCCAUCAUCAUCUGGUGGUGAAUACGAGGUGUUCGCCAAUCAAUGGGAACGUGACAAGAGCGCCUUUGAAAGAAAGCCGGUGGAUUCCUUGCGGGAGACCAAGACGCCGGAUGGAACUUUGAGACCGAUCCUGAUUAAUGGAUAUCAACAAAUGCCACACGCUUUGUCAUCCAAUCCGGACAACCAGGAGGGCACUCUGCCUGUUCCCCCCAACUUCUAUACUUUGAAAUGUGCCUAA